UUUCUGUCUGUCAGUCAAACAGAAGGAGGCGGGGACACAAAAAAUGCAGCUUUCACAACAGCCUCUGCCUUGUAUUCGGCCAAACAGGAUUCUCCUAACCAAAAGGAAUUAAUGAACGAUGUUAUUUUUACUCGACACAUAAGAUAAGGCUGUCGGUUUUUUUUAUUGGAUGAGGAAAUCCCGAGGAGCAUUUUGGGCAGUAAUCAUGAAGCCUUUGUGAUAGGAUGAGAAGCCCAGUGCCUCGUUUCAGGGACGUUGAGAAGCAGGCAAGCAGCUUGCAGCCCAUACAGUGUGUUCCUCCCUGUCAUGACAGACAGAGCACCAUGUGGUUUGUUCGGGAUGCCUGUGGCAUUGUCUGUGGCGUUAUCACAUGGAUGCUUGUUUUCUUUGCGGACUUUGUCGUGCUGUUUGUCAUGCUGGUUCCGUCCAAGAACCUCACCUACAGCUUGAUGAACGGUGCAAUCUUUAACAGUCUGGCUUUCCUGGCUUUGGCAUCCCACUUCAGAGCCAUGUGCACAGAUCCGGGUGCGGUACCGAAAGGAAAUGCCACAAAAGAAUACAUAGAAAGCUUGCAGCUGAAGCCAGGUCAAGUGGUGUACAAAUGUCCUAAAUGCUGCAGCAUCAAGCCUGACCGAGCUCACCAUUGCAGUGUCUGUAAGAGAUGCAUUCGAAAGAUGGACCACCACUGCCCGUGGGUCAACAACUGUGUCGGUGAAAGUAACCAAAAGUACUUUGUGCUCUUCACGAUGUACAUUGCACUCAUCUCUCUGCAUGCCCUGGUCAUGGUGGUUCUUCAUUUUUUGUACUGCUUUGAAGAUGAUUGGACCAAGUGCAGUACCUUCUCACCUCCAGCAACAGUCAUCCUCCUCAUCCUCCUGUGCUUUGAGGGUCUCCUCUUUCUCAUCUUCACCUCUGUGAUGUUUGGCACCCAAGUCCAUUCCAUCUGUACGGAUGAGACGGGUAUAGAGCAGUUGAAAAAGGAAGAGAGAAGAUGGGCUAAAAAAACUAAAUGGAUGAACAUGAAGGCGGUAUUCGGACACCCCUUCUCAAUAACAUGGUUUAGUCCGUUUUCUACACCUGACCAUGGGAAAGCUGACCCCUACCAGUACGUGGUCUGAGUUCAGGAAGAUUUAGCCCCUUCCCUUUCCAGCUUUACGGUAGAGACUGGAGUUCACCGGACCUGUUUAACUCCAAAAACUCUCGCCAGCAUCCGUGAUUGUAAUCCUGACUUGAGUAAUGUCUUGCAUUACUUUUAACCAGUGGGACUUUUAAUUGCUGUAAUGAAACCCAUUGUAUGUGUAUAAAAUUUAUCCCUUAUCUUAUAUCUUUGCACCCAUUCUAUUUUCCGCAAAAGUUACCUUCAGGACCAUAGCUCAUUUUACACCAGAUGGAGUAACCACUUUGGCACUAGUGCAGGAUGUUUUAUCACUGUAGUCAUUUACUUGUCUUUUGGGAAUAAGUUGGCAUGUUAAACUACUUAGUUCCUUCAGUUUUUGGUAAACGAAGACAACACGUACGUAGUUAUGGCCAACCUAUAUCUGAAAACUGUUCUGUAAGCUGGAUUCUUUUAAUCACAUGCAGAAUGACUCAUGAUCAGUAUCUGACUCGGUUGGUACAGCUUAAUAAUUUGAGGCCACAGUGUGACACUGACUUUCAUCCGUAACAGUGCAAGGGUCUCGAUUUUAUCGAAUUAUAGAAAGGCAAAACAAUUGUGGUUGAUGCAUUGCUAGUUAAGUGCUACUAACGAUGUGUGUGGUGUUUUUUUUUUUUUGUUUCUCUGAACCACAUGUCCUGUCCCUCUGAAGUGAGUUUGAAAUCACAUCACUAUUCAUGGAGUGUCACUUCUGGUGUAAAAUGGACUUGAAAAGUGUUACUCAAUAAACUUUAUGUACAUGUAUAUUCCUAUCCAUGUCUAUAUAAAAUACGAGAUUAGGAACAAGGGAAAUUAAUAAUUAUUCCAUAAACCUUCAGCCAGUCAUCUUUUAAAUAACAUCCUGGUUGAUGAUGAUGAUGAUGAUUUUUUUUUUUAUUUAAUUUUCUAUGCUCUUUAUUCUCCUUUUCAUGGAUGGCCAAAUAUAAUUGUUAGCCUUCAGAAAGUAAAGAGUGUAAAAUCUAGGAAAAGUAUUGUAUGAAUAAUGAAUGAUUAUAUGAAGAGGAUAAUGUAUUAAUUAUGUUUUAUAAAUCAGUUUAUGCAAUCAGUCUAUUGCAGUGUUGCAGGAGGUUCCUAAAUAGAUCAGUGCAAGAACAUUUUAAUUGUUAAGUCUGUGAAUAUUAUAUCCUAAUUUCAUAGCUUUACGACUGCUGAGGGAAACUGGCUCAUUGACUCAUUUGAAAUUAUUUACUUUAAAUCUGUAAAUAAAGUAUAUGUUUUUUUUGUUUUUUUAAAAACCAUUUAUAACAACUA
Messenger RNA from Tachysurus vachellii, 2404 nucleotides. It is a transcript of the gene zdhhc3a, whose product is annotated as zinc finger DHHC-type palmitoyltransferase 3a. Gene Ontology annotation, cellular component: Golgi apparatus; endoplasmic reticulum. Gene Ontology annotation, molecular function: protein-cysteine S-palmitoyltransferase activity. NCBI's taxonomy places the organism in Eukaryota, Metazoa, Chordata, Actinopteri, Siluriformes, Bagridae. Bases 225 to 1118 code for a protein of 297 amino acids. The transcript is spliced from 7 exons. The record is from RefSeq and is a predicted model, not a curated record. Gene Ontology annotation, biological process: peptidyl-L-cysteine S-palmitoylation; protein targeting to membrane.